Vicia villosa (hairy vetch) is the source of this 2030-nucleotide messenger RNA. Its product is annotated as digalactosyldiacylglycerol synthase 2, chloroplastic. NCBI's taxonomy places the organism in Eukaryota, Viridiplantae, Streptophyta, Magnoliopsida, Fabales, Fabaceae. Gene Ontology annotation, molecular function: digalactosyldiacylglycerol synthase activity. Bases 305 to 1702 code for a protein of 465 amino acids. Gene Ontology annotation, cellular component: chloroplast outer membrane. Gene Ontology annotation, biological process: galactolipid biosynthetic process. The transcript has 5 exons. The record is from RefSeq and is a predicted model, not a curated record.
UUCUUCGUCGCAUUACAUUACUCGAAUAUCAAACCAGAGAAACUCGGGAACCUGCAUACACGAAACGACACCGUUUACUUCAAACCAAGAGAGAGAAAAUAUUCCCUCUCUACAAUACCUCCUUAUUUUCCUUCGUUUAUCUCUCUUCACCAUUCAUUCACACAAAUUCCUCUCUCUACAAUCCAUUCUUCACCACUCUUUCUUCUUGAUUCCUUCAAGCUACAAUCUGUUUUUCGCUGGUGAUUUUCAUGUGGUAGGGAAUUCUGAACUACUACGAUAUUAAACUUUUAAAUCUAACAAACAGAUGGAUAAGAAACAGCAUUUUGCAAUUUUCACAACUGCUAGCCUUCCAUGGUUGACCGGAACCGCGGUGAACCCUCUCUUUCGUGCGGCGUUUCUUUACAAAGCCGGGGAAAGGAAUGUCACCUUGUUGAUCCCUUGGUUAUCUUUGAAAGAUCAGAAAGUUGUAUAUCCGAACAAUAUGACGUUCGAGUCUCCAGAAGAGCAGGAGAAAUAUAUACGCCAAUGGCUCGAGGACAGACUUGGAUUCACAUCUGGUUUCAGCAUAAAGUUUUAUCCCGGAAAGUUUUCUAGAGAUAAAAGGAGCAUUCUUGCUGUUGGUGAUAUUUCAGAAAUGAUCCCUGAUGAAGAAGCAGAUAUUGCUGUUCUAGAGGAGCCAGAGCAUCUGACUUGGUAUCACCAUGGGAAAAGAUGGAAAACUAAAUUCAGGCUAGUUAUAGGAAUUAUUCACACAAAUUAUUUAGAAUAUGUGAAGAGAGAGAAGAAUGGAAACCUGCAAGCGUUUUUACUGAAAUAUUUGAACAACUGGGUUGUUGGUAUAUACUGUCACAAGGUAAUCAGACUAUCUGCUGCUACUCAGGAUUACCCUGGGUCCAUCGUCUGUAACGUUCAUGGAGUUAAUCCAAAGUUCCUUGAGAUUGGCAAGAAAAAAAGAGAUCAACAACAAAACGAAGAUAAUAAUGCCUUUACCAAAGGUGCCUAUUUUAUUGGGAAGAUGGUAUGGAGCAAAGGCUACAAGGAGCUGCUCCAACUUCUUAAUAAGCAUCAAAAGGAAUUAUCUGCUCUUGAGCUUGAUUUGUUUGGAAGUGGAGAGGACUCUGAUGAAGUUCAAAAAGCUGCUAAAAAGCUUGAAAUGACCGUUAGAGUUCAUCCUGGCCGUGAUCAUGCUGAUGAACUAUUUCAUGAUUUCAGAUUGUUUCUUAAUCCGAGCACAACAGACGUGGUUUGCACGACUACAGCAGAAGCUUUGGCAAUGGGAAAAAUUGUUGUGUGCGCAGACCAUUGCUCAAAUGAAUUUUUCAAGCAGUUCCCGAAUUGUUGGACGUAUAAUAACCCCGAGGAAUUUGUUCAACUCACACUUAAGGCAUUGGCUGAAAAGCCUGACCAGCCUACUGAUGAUCAGAGGCACGACCUUUCAUGGGAGGCUGCCACAGAACGGUUUCUUAAGGCCGCUGACCUUGACAAGCCGUCCGAGAGAAAAUUAUUGUCAAGAAGUACCUCAAACUAUCUCUCCACUUCAUUAAGUUUGCAACAAACAGUUGAGGAUGCAUCAGCAUAUGUACAUCAUGUAGCUUCUGGGUUUGAAAUAUCGCGAAGAAUAUUUGGUGCCAUUCCAGAUAGCUUGCAACCAGAUGAACAGCUACGCAAGGAACUCGGAUAUUCUAAAUCUUUUAAGAAAUAAGAUUGAGAGUUGUUUAAUUCCUAAAAUUGACUGAUUGAGAGUUAUUUGCUCAUUUCAAUGCUCUCUUUCUAAUCAGGGUAGGAAAUUAAAAGGGUUGUUGCCUUAUAUAAAUAUAAACAUAAGGCAUCUCUGUUUAGUAUCAACCAAAGCUUCUAUUACUGUAAAUGUUGGAAAAUUUGACUAUUACAAUUUACACCAAUGAGUUGAUAUAAUUGGUGUAAUUCAUAUUGUUUGUGUUGCGGUAAUAAGCUCAUGUUCAACCCUUUUAGAUGAAAUAAGAACUAUGCAUAACAAAACAAAUGAAAAACUUAGUUACUGCAUGCUUGGA